AAAAAAAAAAAUUAAAAAAAAUGUGUUGCUCUGUGUCGCCUUGUAGCACAGCAUCGGAGCCACGCAGCUCCACGCAGCUCCACAUUCUCAUCCAGCAUCUUCUCCUUCUUCUUCCGGGACGCUGUUGUGGCACCACUACCUUAUCUGCAAAUCGCUUUGUCUCCAUGGUUACGGGCCUCAGGCAGCCCCAGAAAAACAUGGGUCCAAGCUGAUCCUCAUACCUGAUCCUGGACACCAGGGAUGAAGAUUCGAAUUCAAACAAUUCAUUGUGCCUAAAAUAGCGGCUUGAGGAAAAAACCACAACAGAUAGUUUGUGGAUCCUCCUGGGGUCAUGCUGGAAUUGUGCAACGGUCCCUUGACACUUGGAGGCACCGUCACCAAGGACCAGGAUGCACCAGCUCUUUAGUCAGGUGCUGGGCCAGAGGGAUUUGUCACGAGCCGGAGACCUGUUCUCUCUGGACGAUGCGGCCAUCGAGGACUGCCUGUCGCACGCGCUGGAUCAGAUCAAGUCUAUCUCCUGCUCACCGGACUAUUUGACCAACGACAACGACCAGGCGGUGGUGGAGAUUUGCAUAACGCGCAUCACCACGGCCAUCAGGGGGACGGACUCCAUCGGGCGGCACAGCACGGCCCUGGUGGGGCUGUGGGAGUCGUGUCUGGAACACAACCUCGCGCCUCACGGUGACAACACCGAGGACACGCCGCACGCCAAGAUAGCCUCGGACAUUACCAGCUGCAUCCUGCAGAAUUACACCUGUCCGUCAGUGAUGGUGCUGGCCGUCCCGGUGGCGGUGCGCUUUCUGCAUGGAGGCAACCGAGAGCUGAGCAGGAACAUGUCCAGUUAUCUCUCCCUGGCUGCGAUAGCUGAGAUCGAUCUGCUGGCUGAGCACACUGAGGCCAUAACACGCAGUGUGCUUGCAGGGAACCACAUGCUGCUCCGCGUGCUGCCCUCAGUCUACUCCAGACAGCCCGAUGUCAUCCACCGUCACCUUGGCAACCUCACCGCGAUGAUGUCACAGCUGGACCCUAUGGAGCAACAGCACCUGAUCCGACUGCUCCAAAUGGUGGCCGAGCAGCAUCCGCUGAUGCUGAGCCCGCAGGUACCUGCGCUGGUGGGUUACCUCGGCAACCAGUCUCUGGUCGAGGCCAUUCUGGGCACUGUGGUGGACGUGUCUCAAGCCAGCCCCUCCUCGCUGGUCAGCUCCCUGCCAAGGCUCAGGACCGUGGGACAACAGUGGCCCGCUCUCUUGGGUCACGUGGCCAAAAUCCAUGGUGCCGUGGGCAUCAUCAGCGAGACACAUGCACACAGCUCCUUGGUCUACCUGGUGUCCCUUCUGGCCAACAUGGAGCACACUUUCCACCACACGCUGCUGCUGGAGAUCCGAGCCCUGACAGACCGCUACCCGUCUGUGCUGGGAGGCUACGGGAAAGACCUGUACCGGCAGAGCAACUCGUUCAGCGCCAUCGCCAGGCUGCUGGGGAGGCGGCUCGAGGAGAGCGCCACCACACGCUGCAGCGAAAAUGGAGUGGAGCCGCCGCUGUCAUCCAGCGCGUCUCUUCUAAAAGGAAGUAGGCCAGGGGCGUCAAAACAGCGGCAACAGGCGAAUGCCGGAAGUGAGAUGGAGGUGCAGGAGGACUCGCCGCCCCCCCAGCGGCGGUACAGCCUGAGCCAUGCGGUGAGGGAGGAGCAACGAGAGAUGCGAUUCAACAGGUCAAAGAGCUUGGCUCUCCACGCCGUGCGCUCGCGGUCCAUCAACUCAGACGGCGGGGAGGACGCGGAGGGAGUGGAGCUCAGUCUAGACAACGUCGCGUUCACCGGCACUUUGCCCUGCCAGCGCAGCCCAGUAGGAAGUCAGGAAGUGACGCCUCCCGCUGAGAACGUGGCAGACGACGUCCCCGCGUCCGCCGGCGUGCCGGACAGAGGGGUCAAGGAGACGGAGCGAGGUCAAAGCGGGCAGAAGAACAAAGAGGAGGAAGACGUCGGGGAAGCCGACAGACUCUUGGUCCAUCUAAGAAACAAUAUGGAGAUGAUCCGAGAGUUCUGCAAGGACCUGGUUCUGCAGAUCCCCAUACCAGAGCAGUGUGUCAUAGAAGAAACCCUUCGAGGAUGUGUGGCCAGGCUGUCCUUCUCCUGCCCCCAGAAGGGCCACUACUGCCUGUACGCCAAGUCCACGUUCAACCUGAGCAGCCGCCAGCCUCAUGUGUGGAUACACCUCAUGCUGCUGCAUCUGCAGAGCAAGUCCAAGGUCCCUCUGUGCUCUGGAGACGAGUGUGUCCAAAGACUGGCGUCACUUUGGGGGAGGACUCAGCUGCAGGGAGCUCACAGCUUCCACAUGGCGAUGACGCAACACGCCACCCCGCACAGAAAGGACCUGGACAGUCUGCAGACGCAGCUGGAGGACGUUCGCUUCUUUGACCUGUUUGGCUACAGUGAAGCAGAGGGAGGGUGGCUGUGCUUCAUGUGCAACAACCCGGAGAAGGCCACAGGCGUGAACCAGGAGGGUCAGCCUCUCAUUGAAGGCAAGCUGAAGGAGAAGCAGGUGCGCUGGAGGUUCAUCAAGCGCUGGAAGACUCGCUACUUCACCUUGGCAGGAAACCAGCUGCUCUUCCGGCGAGGCAAAUCGAAAGACGAGCUGGACGACGUUCCCAUCGAGCUGAGCAAGGUUCAAAGUGUCAAGGUGGUGGCCAAGAAGCGGCGGGAUCGAGGCCUGCCGCGAGCCUUCGAGAUCUUCACGGACAGCAAGACGUACGUGCUGAAAGCCCAGGACCAGAAGCACGCCGAGGAGUGGCUGCAGUGCAUCAACGUGGCCGUGGCUCAGGCCAGAGAGCGGGAGAACCGAGAGGCCACCACUUACCUGUGAACUCACCUGUGGGAGGUCCAACUUCCUUCCUUCUGCCGGAUUCCACAGCAGUUCUUCCAAAAGCAGAGGUCUUUGCACUGCCAUCACUUCAACACAACAUCAGGGCAAGUGAGGACACACAACUCAAUUGUGUUGAUCCAAAUCACCACAACUCUACUUACACAAUAACCUCCACCAAGGCUAUUAUCAGCAAGUAGAGGUGUAUCGCUCCGAUAUUGAUCCGAUAAAAGUAUUGGAUGAUAUCGACUUGCAUCUUAAAUCGCUCCGAUACAAGCAGUCCUGCAGCCAGUUAUUUAAAUGCCCUCCAAUAAACACACAAUUUCUUCUAUUUUAGUCAAGUCAUUUACAAAAGGUAAACAUAUAGGCUGCUAGCAGCUACACAACAGCUAAGCACACAAUAGCACACAA
Molecule: messenger RNA, 3269 nt
Organism: Entelurus aequoreus (snake pipefish)
Lineage: Eukaryota; Metazoa; Chordata; Actinopteri; Syngnathiformes; Syngnathidae
Gene: veph1
Product: ventricular zone expressed PH domain-containing 1
Exons: 16
Coding region: 390-2861 (823 amino acids)
Biological process (GO): regulation of signal transduction
Cellular component (GO): plasma membrane
Molecular function (GO): phosphatidylinositol-5-phosphate binding
Source: RefSeq, a predicted model, not a curated record